This is a messenger RNA of Columba livia (rock pigeon), 3296 nucleotides long. Its product is annotated as haloacid dehalogenase-like hydrolase domain-containing 5. The coding region runs from base 114 to 1463 and encodes 449 amino acids. The record is from RefSeq and is a predicted model, not a curated record. Lineage: Eukaryota; Metazoa; Chordata; Aves; Columbiformes; Columbidae. The transcript is spliced from 8 exons. Gene Ontology annotation, cellular component: mitochondrion. Gene Ontology annotation, biological process: glycerophospholipid biosynthetic process.
CUCGGGGCGGUGCAUCAGGAGCGUGGGCGAGACGGGGGUUCGAGGCCGGGCCGCGGCGGGCAGGGCCGGUCACUGGGCGCUGCCGCCACCGUUCCGCAGACCCCGCGGCCGGGAUGCGGCGGGCGCUGCCGCCGCUCCGCGCUCUCCUCCGGGGCGGCGUCCCGGGCCGCCCGCCCUGGCUGCCGGCGCUCAGCGGGCUUUGCGGCGCGGCCGCCGGCCUCCCCCCGCCGGCGGCGGAGAGCAGCGGCAAGCUCAACGUCCUGCCAUCCUUUGGGUUUCUUUUUGACAUCGAUGGUGUGCUGGUGCGAGGAAAGACUCCGAUUCCUGCUGCAAGAACAGCCUUUCAAAAGCUGGUUAAUUCUCAGGGACAAUUCUUGGUGCCCGUGGUGUUUGUCACCAACGCAGGGAAUUGCCUUCGCCAGGAAAAAGCUGAUCAGUUGUCUCAUCUACUGGGAGUGCCAAUUUCACAGGAUCAAGUCAUGAUGUCACACAGUCCUCUGCGGAUGUUCAAACGUUACCAUGAAAAAUGUGUUCUCGUAUCUGGCCAAGGACCGCUGCUUGAUAUUGCUCAAGACCUUGGUUUCUGUCAGCCCAUCACCAUCGAAACGCUGCGGGAGAAACACCCUUUGCUAGAUGUAGUUGACCAUGAGAGAAGACCUAAUGUUCUGUACCCUUCUGCUGUGGAGCUUCCCAAGAUUGAGGCUGUUGUUCUGUUUGGGGAGCCGGUCAGAUGGGAGACCAACCUGCAGCUGAUCAUCGAUGUUCUGCUCACCAGCGGCUACCCCGGCAAUCCCUAUCGGCACCAGCACCGCCCGCACAUCCCCGUGCUGGCCUGUAACAUGGACCUCAUGUGGGUGGCCGAAGCGCAGUCCCCAAGGUUUGGACAUGGAACAUUCAUGGUUUGUUUGGAAAACAUUUACAAGAAGAUCACUGGCAAAGAUCUGAAAUACGAGGCUUUAAUGGGCAAACCCAGUAGGCUGACGUACCAGUACGCGGAAUAUCUCAUCAGGGCCCAGGCCGCGGAACGACACUGGAAACAGCCAAUUCAGACGCUUUACGCUGUCGGAGAUAAUCUCAUGACCGAUGUCUAUGGUGCUAAUCUUUACAAUCGCUAUCUUGAGGAGAACUCCAGAAAAGGCUCCAAAUCGCGGAUUCAGGCCAAAGCCGCUGGCGGCAGAGGAUCUGCCGCUGUCUCGCAGGACGAGGACAUAGACAACAGCUGGGAGAACGAGUUGGCCUCUGCAGCUGCUGCCCACUGUAGGUCUGUCCUUGUUUGUACGGGGGUUUACAACCCUCACACCGAGGUGCCCUUGGACUCCGGGGAGAGCUUAACUGAAACGGUGUUCCAUGGCCACAGGGAUUUUAGAUUUGAUCCCGGCUUAGUCGAGCCGGAUCAUAUUGUACCAGAUGUUGAUGCUGCCGUAGACCUGGUCUUCCAGUUGGAGAACUUCGCACCUAACUGAAAUGCCGUGAUUUCUUAAAGACUACUCAGUGCUAUGCUUUUCUUCCCAAAAAAACCACACUGUGCUUUAAAAUCAUGCCACAACUGCUGCUUUCUAAAAUUUUUAACUUUUAUAUUAAUAAAAUCUUAAGUAUAUUAAUAUACUUAAGUAUACUAACGUAAGUAUAUUAAAUAUCAGUAAUGCUUUUUUAAGUACUUUGAAAUAUGCAAUUUCUUACUUUAGUUGCCCUUAAUUGUCCUCCUUUACGUUAGGUGCUUUAAUAGCAAUUUUUCGUGGUAGCUUACGCACGUUACUGGUACUUAAAUCCCCACAUGACAGUACAUUGUUUUGUUUGCUGGGAGGUUUUAGCUUCUCGGUCUUGGGGAUCUUGAGGAUAUCAGAUGGUGGUGCUGUGGUCAUUCACGGGGGUACGAAUUGGCUGGUACGGAGCACAACGUGGGUCACUUGCCGCUUGGGAUUCUGCAAGUGACAGGUGCGCUUUCACAUCGCAGCCAAGGUCAGGUCCGUUCUGCUGCUUUGUAGCUGCUCACCUGUAGCCCUGCAGCCUUUCUUGUGGUGUGUCCCCACCUGGCCGGAGCUGCCGUUGCCUCUCUCUACUCUGACCCGUAAAGCCUCAUUGGAAGUGCCGGUGUGAGGUGGGGAAGGCUGAGUUGUUACACCAGUGUGGGAACUCCAGCUGAGCUGAACACAGUCACGUAAGGAAACGCAGGGUGUCCUCUGUGGCAUAAUCCCUGGCCUUUUUGCCUUUUUAUCUGCACUUUUUUGAGGAAUUUAGAAGCUUAAAAAGCUUUAGCAAUUAUGUUUCAGGAGUUUUUGUCGGUUGGACUUCUCCACUGAAUGAGUGACUACUGUUUGGGCAAAAGUGCCUAGUAAUUUACUUGAAGCUUCCUACCACUAUGGUAAUUAAGCAGCCUUUCAUUUUGUGUCAGUGUUACAUGUUGUUUGGUUCAUGGAUUUUAGAGCUGUUCAUUUUAAAAAAAAGUAAUUUAUUUUAUGUUAUUUUUGUAAAAUACUUUUAAACAUUUUCAUUCAAAAGAUGUCUUUGAAAAGAUUUUUGUGUUUAUUUGCUACAACACAGUAUAUGGUGUACUUGUGGCAUAAGCCAACUGAGUGUGUUUAAAAACGAGGGCAACUUACACACAAAUAUCACUUAACACCACCUUGGGGACUAGCCAAGUUUUUAUACUUGCUUUUUGUCAUUUCGGUGUGGUUUGGCGUUUUUGUUUGUUUUUUAAUUAUAAAUUGUACGAACAAAAAUCUAUGGGUCUCGAGUUUUCCCAAGUUCUUGCAGAACCAGAAGAGCGCUGGCUUAAAAGCACUGACAGACAGUGGCAUAAAGUGACAGGGUUUCCUGGCCGACUUCUUCACUGCUCGUUAUCCAGAAAUCCAAAUGUGAAAACUCCCGUCAUGAAGAGAACGUUGCUGCUGGGAAGUCAGAGCUUUUUUGGUUGUGUUUUCUCCAUUUGCGAACUGCUGUUAUCCCUCUCUCUGCUCUCAGGAUUGUUGAUUCACUCACCAUGUUUCCAAGUAGCUUUCAGCUGGAUGCAGCUUAAGGACACCGUGUUUCCUGAUGCUUCACUGGGAAAGUAUUACAACAGCACAUUCUUGCCUUUUUGUUGUCACAAUAAACAGAUGUAUACCUAUUUCUUUAGCACUUUUCUGUAAUACACCAAUUAUUUGCAAAGUAUGCCAGAUUGUAGGUUAGUAAAAUGUCAGGUGGCUGAAGUUGUGUUGUUUGGAUACUGUUGCAGGGCUCUUUAAUUAUUGCCAGCAGGGCUUUCACGCUGUCGGCAAAGCAAGGAAUAAAAAUGUGAAAGCUGAUGAAGAGCAGAA